GGCUAAGGCGCGGGUGGCGGCCAUGGCGGGCUCUCCGGAGGCGGCGGCGGAGCAGGGCCCGGAGCCCCCUUCGCUUCCCGCCAGCGGCGGCGCGGCGAGGAGAAGGAAGAGGGCCGCUCCCGCCGGGGCCGUGCAGCCGGCGAAGCUGAGCCGCGCCGAGCUCUACAAGCCACCGACCAACGAGGAGCUGAACCGGCUGAAGGAGACCGAGGAUCUGUUCCAUUCCAGCCUGCUCCGCCUGCAGAUUGAGGAGCUUCUGAAGGAGGUGACAUUGAAGGAGACGAAGAAGAAGAAGAUUGAUGCCUUCCUACAUGAAAUAAACAGCCUGCUGAGCGCCAUCCCAGAGACACCAGAAACUGAACUCACUGACCAGGCCUGGCUCCCCAAAGAUGUGAAGGUCCCGUUCCUGCAGGUGCCAUUCAGCGUGAAGGGGAGGUUCCACUUCAUGCCCCCAACCGAGCUGAAGGUGGUGGGUAGCUACCUACUGGGCACUUGCAUUAAACCAGAGAUCAAUGUGGACAUGGCAGUGACCAUGCCGCGGGAAAUCUUCCAGGACAAAGAUAACCUAAAUCAGCGCUACCACCGGAAGAGAGCUCUGUACCUGGCCCACAUUGCCCAACAUUUAUCUAAGCAGAAGCUCUUUGGCAGUGUGAAGUUUGCCUACAUGAACAGCAACCAUCUCAAGCCCAUCCUGCUCCUGAGGCCUCAAGGCAAGGAUGAGAAGAUGGUCACUGUCCGACUCCACGCGUGUCCUGCCCCGGGUCUCUUCAAACCCAGUCGCUUCUAUCCCAGCAAGAACAAUGUCCGGACAGCCUGGUUCAUGGAGCAGAGCACCCCCAAAGAAGGAGCCACUGAGCCCCCGACCCCGCACUACAACAACUCCAUCCUCUGUGACACAGUGCUGCUCUCCCACCUGCAGUUCUUGUCUAGUGCAGCCACUGACUUCCCAGGCAUGAAGGAUGGUGUGGCCCUUCUCAAAGUUUGGCUUAACCAGCGGCAGCUCAGCAAGGGCUUGGGGUGCUUCAGCGGCUUCUUGGUCUCCAUGCUGGUUGCCUACCUGCUGAUGAAGCGUAAGAUCGUCAAGAUGAUGAGUGGGUACCAGGUGCUGAGGAGCACCCUGCAGUUCCUGGCCACCACUGACCUGAGCGUGACAGGGAUCAGCCUAGUGAAGGAUGUGGAUCCCUCCCUGCCUGUCCUGGAUGACUUCCAUCAGGCAUUUGAAGUGGUCUUCGUGGAUCCCUCUGGGCUGGUGAACCUCUGCGCUGAUAUGACUGCCAGCAAAUAUCACCAGGUCCAGUUUGAAGCCAAGUGCUCCAUGGAAAUUCUGGAUGAUCGGAUGGUGGAUGGCUUUCAGGCGCUGCUCAUGACUGCGAAGCCCAUACUCAGAGCCUUUGACCAUGUCUUCCACCUGAAGCAUGUCUCCAAGCUGCAGGGUGCCUGCAAGAAGAUGCAGCUGCUGAAUGAGCUGAUGGAUCGGGGUGGGAACUAUGUGGCUGCAGCCCUUCCCUUCAUUGUUUCACUGCUGGCCCGUGGGCUGUCCGGGAGAGCGCUGCUUGUGGCUCACUCCUUGCCACAGAUCCCUGAGUGGCCAAUUGAUGCUGAGCCCCCAAAACACAAGGAUGUUGGGCCCCUGACAUUUGGGCUCCUGUUUUAUCCUGACUUUGCUGCCAGCAUGCUGGAGAAGGGACCACAGGCUGAUCACCCUGAGGCCCUGGACUUUCGGACCUUCUGGGGGGAGAAGUCAGAGCUGCGGCGGUUCCAGGAUGGCAGCAUCCGCGAGGCAGUCGUGUGGGAGGCCAACACUGCCUACCAGAAACGCCUCAUUCCUGAGCAGAUUGUCAGGCACCUGCUGAAGCUCCACGCGGAUGUUCCCGAGUCCUCCAUCUGCUACGUGGGAGCCCUGCUGGAGUCUGUGAUCAGUACUGGGAAAGAGGCAUCAGGGACGGGUGAGGAGGCCAUGGUCAGUGUUGUCCGCUCCUACGACGACCUGAGCCGCAAGCUUUGGCACCUGAAGGAGCUGCCGCUGAUGGUGACGUCUGUGCAGGGUGUCCAUCCAGCCCUCCGGUACACGGAUGUUUUCCCUCCCAUUCCCAUGAAGCCGAUUUAUUCCUUCCAUACCCAAAUCAGGACAAAACACUUGCUGCUUCCCGCAGAGGAGAAGCCCUGCCCAGCCUACAUAACCCCUUUGAAGAUGAUCUGCCACAUGGAAGGCAGUGGCCAAUGGCCCCAGGACAAAGACGCCAUCAAGCGCAUCAAGGCAGCUUUCCACCUCCAGCUGGCUGAGCUCCUCCAGCAGCACCACCAGCUGGUUUGCAGACCAGCGGUAACCCACACUGAUGUGUACAAGGAUGGGUAUGUUUUCCGUCUCCAAGUAGCCUACCACCGGGAGCCCCUGAUCCUGAAGGAAGUGGUCACCCCGGAAGGAAUGCUGAAGUACCAGGACACAGAGGAAUCUCAGCAGCUGGAGCUAGAAAUACAACAUCUGCCCUAUUUAACCAGCUCCCUGCAUGGGCUCCAGCAGCAGCACCCUGUCUUCGGCAGCACUUGCCGACUGGCCAAGCGCUGGGUCAGUGCCCAGCUCCUGAGUGACAACAUGUCUGAGGAGUGUGUGGACCUCCUUGUGGCAUUUCUCUUCCUCCAUCCAGCCCCCUUCACACCACCCAGCUCUCCCCAGGUGGGGUUCCUGCGCUUCCUUGACUUGCUGGCAACCUUUGACUGGAAAAACAACCCUCUGAUUGUCAACCUUAAUGCUGGCCUCACAGAUGCUGACUGCACAGAGAUCAAGAACAAGUUUGUGGCUUCUCGCUCCCGCCUCCCUGUCAUGUUCAUUGCCACCCCCAAAGACCAGUGGAGCUCCAUGUGGACCCAGGAGCAACCCUCUGCUCAGAUCCUGCAGCGACUUAUUGUGCUGGCCUCAGAGUCUCUCCGUGCCUUGGAGGAGCAGCUCAUGGACCCACUCAAGACCCAGGAUGUGAAGUUGGUCUUCCGCCCUCCUUUGGACUUCUAUGAUGUCCUAAUCCACCUGAAUCCAAAACAGAUUCCUCGGCAUCUGGAGAGCGUCGACCGGCCACUGAAGUCAUUUUCCCGGGGUGUGGUGAAGAACAGCACUGCCGAGAAGAUCCUCUUUCCUGUGGUGGAUUAUGACCCUGUACAGUGCUAUCUCCAGGAGCUGAGAGAUGCCUUCAGUGAUCUUGCCUUGUUCUUCUACGACAAACAUGGUGGGGAAGUGAUUGCAGUUUUGUGGAAGCCUUUGAGCUUUCAGCCUCAGCCUUUUAAGGUGUCCAGCAUGAAAGGAAGGAUGGUGACAACUCUGAAUGACAAGCUUGUCUGUGUUCCCAACGUGGAGGCAAUUCUGGAGGACUUUGAGGUUUUGGGAGAAGGCCUGGUGAAGAGUGUGGAAGCUCGUACAGAGAAAUGGACUAUCUGAGGCCACUGCGAGGUGUCAGAGGGACCCAUCCUGAAGCAGUUUGUUCACUCUGGGACUGUUCCUUUUUAUAAAUCAGUCUUAGGAAAGUCUUUUGUCUUUUUAAAUCCCAGAACUGUGUGUUUUACUCUAUUUAUCUUUAUAUGCCUUGUUCAGAAAAGUGAUGAGACCUGUUCCUGUUUUCAAGAAUACAAAUGCCUUUUUAUUUUGAAGAAAAUAUAAAGAGAGGAUAAAGCUUUUGAAGGUGUUCUUGUUCACUGUAGGAAACAAAGCUGUGUUCACAUGAGAAUGUCAAGGCCUGAAAAUUGUGGCUGAAGUGUGCAUUAGGCACAGUUUCCUAGUUCAGUAGAGAGUUUAUAGCAACUGCUUAUUUCAGUGGUUAACAAAACCGAUGAAACACUGAGCCAAAAAUGAUCAGUUAUUGGUCAGCCUUGGUGAGACGCCUCUGUCCUAUGAGGACAAGAGCUGGGCUUGCUCAGCCUGGAGAAAAGAAGGCUCAGGGGGACCUUGGCAAUGUGUUUAAUACCUGAUGGUGGAGGGGAGAAGAUUGAGUCAGGCUCUUCUUGGUGGUGCCCAAUGAUAGGAUGAGGCCUAAGUUGAAAUGCAGGAAAUUAUACUUAAAAUACUUUUUUCACAGUGAGGAUGGUUGAACACAGGCACAGGCUGCCUAUGAAGGUGGUGAAGUCUCCAUCCUUUGGAGAUACUCAAAAUCCAGCUGUAUAUGGUCCUAGGUGGUCUGCUCAAGGUGACUCUUUUCUGGGCAGGGUGUAAGGUUAUUUCUGAUGUGUGGAAUGAGUGUGGGGACUCCUGAUGGGGAAGAAGAGAGAAGAGGGAGCAAAUGUGCUAGCCCCAUUCCCUCUUCUGAUGGUGGCAGCACACGUGUUCCAGCAGCAAAGCACUAGGGAAUCACAUCCAGAGUAAAGAAAACAGACUUCAUGACAGCAGAUAUUGCAGAAACCAAAAAACAGAUGGAUCUUGGAAAGGAGAGUGGAUGUUCAUGCAGUUUAACUGUAGACAGUUGUUGCUUGGUAAGCAGCAUUUCAGAUGGGAUGUUAAAUCUGUUUCUUCAAGACCUACUGGCCUUCCCAGCUGUUGAAAGUGGGUCCGAGGCUUUGUGCAGGACGUCACCAACUUGCUUUUCAAAUGUUUUCUCUGAAGGAUCCGAAAGGAGAUUGGGGCAGAGAUGGGGCACUGGGCUGCUGCUGUCUGCCUACUGCCCAUUGAUCCAGUGUUUGCAGGCACAGUGUGUCCUACAUAAUAGAUACAUGUAUGCAGCUUCUCUGGUUUUGGGAUACAUUUUCUAUAUUAAAAUCAGAAGAAAUA
Messenger RNA from Strigops habroptila (Kakapo), 4747 nucleotides. RefSeq names its product nucleolar protein 6 (gene NOL6). NCBI's taxonomy places the organism in Eukaryota, Metazoa, Chordata, Aves, Psittaciformes, Psittacidae. Gene Ontology annotation, cellular component: CURI complex; small-subunit processome; UTP-C complex. The transcript is spliced from 26 exons. The coding region runs from base 23 to 3427 and encodes 1134 amino acids. The record is from RefSeq and is a predicted model, not a curated record. Gene Ontology annotation, biological process: rRNA processing; tRNA export from nucleus.